Messenger RNA from Amoebophrya sp. A25, 4465 nucleotides. The record is from the annotation of a GenBank genome assembly. Lineage: Eukaryota; Dinophyceae; Syndiniales; Amoebophryaceae.
CGGAAAGCGAAAAGCUUUCUAGGAGAGCAGCAAAAGGAGGAGCUCUUUGAAAGAUAGAUGCGUCAUCUUCAGUGUUUCUCAGUUCGUUGUCGUAUGUAGAUGCACUAGUUGCUAAAAAGAGGCUCUGAGUGUCUACGGAGGAUGACAAUCCAAAAGGAAACGAAAAGGAAAGCGUCAAUGAGCUUCACGUUCACAGAACUAAACUUAUCAACAUAACAAAUAAGGAACAUGUCAACCUUCGGAAGGAUCCUCAGAGUAGGGCAGUCCCCCGCCAGCUCGUCCACAAAUCCGCAUAUAAUCGUGUGGGAUGAUGGCAACGCGGCGUCAAGAACACAGGAUAGUGCAAUACAUUCUGCAUCUGUUGGAGUAGACACUACCGGAGGCAUAGCACCUCCACCAACUGGAAAUAACGUCAAGAUGAAUAGCAGAACUUCCAUGCCGCCUCCACCGAGUAAUAAAAGAGGUAUAAAAAGCACGAGAGACGAGACGAGAAAAAAUUUUUACGAGAUCGAAGAAGUAGCUGGUGCGCGAAGGAGGCUUUCGUACCCAGACGACACGGGACGACCGCCGCCUCGUAAGCGCUUGUUGAGUGAAAGAAGAACGAAGUAUGCGAGCCAACAGCAUAGGGAUUUGUAUCAACGUGCUGAACUACGCGAACGAGCACGAAGUGAGCAAGAUGCUCUUGAUUUCGCAGCGACGCCAUCGCGUACAACUAGGACUAGCAACUACGGAAAUUCGAAUUCCGCCUCGAAAAUACAUCUUUACCCACAUCACUUGCAAGUCAUCAAGCCUUCAUCUAUAUUAACGGGGACGGAUCUAGAACUACAACAUGAGAUGACUUCAGCUUCAAGUCUAAUAUUAAGGGUAGGUUAAAGGUGCUUUUCUUACCGCUUUUUAUGCCUCUCCUAAGGGAGAAAGGCAUAACAAGCGGGCUAAGCGAGCACCAACAACCUACCUCUAAUAAUAGCUUUAACAAGUAGACAGCAAGAGCCGGCGCUUCGACGCUCCUUAGCCGAAUCGAAUGGAGCAAUUAUCGGAAUUUUCGUGGUCCUCGGAACUCUAGUUUUCAUCGCCGCAGGCCUGUUCAUGUUUUGGGGGAUCGUGAGAGAACACGUAGCCCGCGCUGCGUUGCUGCGACAAAAGAAUCGACUAGCACCCGGAGUGGUUCCUUUAAGGCUUACCCCAAUGGUGCAAGUGCAUCUUCACAGAAGUCAUCCUAGAAAGGAAGGCUUUUCAAGGGGAAAAGGGGAGCAGGAUGCUCCUCGAGGUGUAUUGGGGUAAGCUCUAAUUCCUCCAGCUACUGGCGACAAAGCUGGAAGUGGAGGAGGAACAGGUGGCGGCACUUCACCUAGCAAGUCGGCUUUGGUGAAAAACAGCGACAGUAGCAACAUUUUUUCGCACAGCAAAAAACGUGUUUCCUUUAACGCAAGACUGAUCGAAGCUUAUUCGCCUUCACAUUCCGAUAGCGAACAACCAGGCGGACAGGUUUUCUCCUUACAUUUACUCUUGUCAUCUCAUUCAUUCAUCAGAUGGACCUGGACUCUCCACCUUACAUUUUUUUUGUGUUUAAAAAGAUGUAGCGACGGACUUGGUCUUCUUCGGUUCAAAAUCAUUAUUUGUGUCCUUCAUCAGAUGGACCUUCAUCAGAUGGAUAUGGACUCUCCUAAAAUUCCGAAAAUCGAUAUGCGUCAUCAAAUAUGAUUGAAGAUAUCCUUAAUAUCCCCGUAAUUUGCACCAACUCAGAACAGCAAGAAAGGAGCGCGGCCGAAGCAAUCGGUGUUGAAGCGGCAAGGAACGGGGUUUAUGAAAGCAGCUGUCGCCAUCGAAGACGAAAAAGUUUAUCCUGCCAUUGCGGACCAAUCACCCGAUCAAUCACCUUCAGAUGCUGGACAAACACUUUCUGCAGGAAGUAAUGCCUAUGCGACUACUAUUAAGGCUUGUCCUAAUUCAUCUUGAGAAGCACCUUAGUUACAAGAACAACUUGGAAGGGUUUUAUACGGGAAAAUGAAAAUGUCUCUACCUCCAUGCAGUAGAUGCUGCUCUUCUUCAUCAGGAUGAAUUUUUAUAUGGGUAGGGUCUAAUGAUCCUACAGACGAUUCCUCUCCCUCUCCACAAACUACGGCGAUUGUUUCUCUAGGUGCAGAGCUCGAGAAUGCAGGGGAAGACAACGUGCCAGCGAGUAAGCUGCAAAAAGCAGCAGGUCAAAGAGAAGGUCGUGGAUCGACUCAGUACGCUUCCAAGGUGAUCCCGAGUGACAGCAGUCCCACCGAUACUUCGCCGUCUGCGAGGGCCGCAAAUGGUGAUAAGACGAAGGCGGCAAAAGGUAUAAGUACUUAGACUUAAGAUGGGACACGAAUUUUUGCUUUUAUCGAAGAUCGAGGAUGAUUAGAUAUUGACAGACAUCGUUCGUUGCAUUACAUACAACGAACUACAUAGCUUGAUCGUAGUCACGAUGAGGUGAACAACUUUUUCGGGAGCAAAAGCAAAGAAGGAACAAGGACUUUGAACAUUUAGUUAUCGUACCUACUUCCUAUCCGUCCACUUCAGAAGAACUCGAGGAUCUGCUCGCGAAGAAGGAGCAAAUCGCCAUGUCCAUCAAGCCCUUGUUUCCUUCUACCGAAAGUAGACAGCGCUCAUACUCGAAGGAUGACUUGUCCACACUGGAAGAAGUGGGUGAAGAAGUCGUUGGCGCUGGUGGUGCUGGUGCUGGUGGUGGACAUUCAUCUUCUGUCGACCCACAUGCUACUAGUACUAGCGCCGAAUCAAAACGUUCCAGACCAGCUCCUUAUGUGCCGCGAGGAACAUUGAUGCCGUCUGCUGAGGAACAAGCCAAACAGAGAGCGCAAAUCCUGUUGCAAGCCAAAAAAGAACAAGAGGAACUACUGAAAAAAGCGCAGAAGAGCGGGUUGGCAAGACCGACGACAGAGAUAGUAUAAUUACUCAUGUACUAUUUCUUGUUCAUCUUCAUUACCACGUUACUGGAGACAUCCUAGCAGACAUCCUAGCUGCAGUUCAAGUAAAGAAAGUGUAGUUGUAACAAGUGUAACUCGCUUCCCUCAUCAACAUCUUCAAGACGCAUACUUCUGACUUGACCUUCAGGACCGAAACACUAACGAAGCGGACAUGCUUCAGGCGGCAAUGGAGGCCUCGACAUCUGUGCGGACCCGAGAAGAGGAUGAGAUAUACGAAGCCCUAAAGCGAUCCCAAAUAGAUGAUGGUGAAGACGAUCUGGCUAAAGCUUUGAGGGUGUCGCAGACUGAGGUACUUGUGCUGAUGUUGAAAUACUUUGUCGAGUUCUAGAAUAGAAAUAGGUGGACGUGGAAUGUGGUUUGAACUAGUACUUAACAAAACAGCACAGCCUCCUCCUCGACGUGACGUUAGUGCUAGAACAAAAUGAAUAGGUGUUCCAAUCAAUCAAUCAAUCAAUCGAUUCCCUUCCACCUACUUUGCACAACAACAACUGACUCCACCCAAAAACAAUUAUACCUCCAUCAACCACGACCCAGACUUUGCGUUCUUCACGAGGAGACGAGGAACUCGAGAUGGCUUUACGAUUGUCACAGGAGACUGGAGGUUCGUCUUCAGCUGCCCGAAAUCCCGGAGACGAGGAAGAGGAAUUACAGCGCGCUCUUAUGCUCAGCCAGAUGGAGGAGGAACGCCGACAGGUCGAAAUAUACGGUAUGAUCCGCGGAAAAGAGAGUUAUUGUACAAGCUCUACUUUUUACAACAAUUUGUUGAUCGUCGUGUCUGAGUCCUGUCUGUUCGGACGACGUCGAAAUUUUUUUUUUUCUUAGUUAUGAAUAUGAUGGGGUAAUAUAUUGUCGAUCUCGAUGUUGCUUUUCCUAUUUAUGUGUAUCAAGUUUCAUCAGGUUGUUUCACAUUCCACCACAGUUUCCCCGCACAGCGGUAGUGCCGGCAGUGCUAGUGCUGAUCCUUAUGCGAGUCGGAACGGUAGUCCUGGUGGCGGAUCCAGCAGUUCUGCAGCCCGUUUUGAUGGCCCGUUGUAUGAUGGCCCAGCUGGUAGUAGUUCUUUUCCGUCUACUAUGUUAGCUGGAAGUGCGGCUUCUUCAAGUGCACCAGCUGUAGGAGGAGGAGGAGGAGGCGCUUCUUCGAGUUCGAAUAAGAAGAUCUCGAAAUAUUCGAAGGAAGGCAAAAGUGUGGCCACCGGUAGCAGCUCACCACAAUUCUUCGAUGAUGAUUAAUAGUUCUAGGGUGUUUACGAGACGAUUUGCAUGAACAUUGAUGUGGCUUGUCAAUUAUAGGAACAGGAAUAGAAGGAUUGAUGGAAUCAUUUGCAUUUGGCUUACAAUUGAUGGGAUUGAACAUUGCUUCUACCAGACGAACUAAAUGUGAUCAGCGACGUACUAAAAAAAGCGUGAAAGAAUUCAGAAGACAAAGAGAGAUAAUCAGCCAAAGAGGAGGUCUAUAGAAGUGAAGCACUAGUUCUAGUGCUUGUCUUCAAAAU